Prorocentrum cordatum is the source of this 2433-nucleotide messenger RNA. The record is from the annotation of a GenBank genome assembly. Lineage: Eukaryota; Dinophyceae; Prorocentrales; Prorocentraceae.
AGCCUUUUUUUGUUCGAGGCGUGGCGAUUUCUUGUUCUGAGUUUCGGAUUCUCUUGUCUGGCGGGCUCUAACUUGGACUUCUGCUCCAGGCCGAUGGCAUCAAUUGAGGAGAACCUCAGGCUCGUCGCGAGCGACGUCGAGCAAGCACUUUCGGCCGCGACAUCAGACAAUCCUAAUCCGUCUCAGCUUGUUUCUAAGUGUGAGAACCUCCUGCGGACGUUGGGGAAACACGACUUGUUGUACGAACGCAUCAUCCCGAAUGAUGAGGUGAGGGUCCACUCCACCAACAGAGACGGAGUGGGCUUGGACCCGUUCGACGUCCACUGCUUGAUAGAACGGGUGCUGCGUCAAGGAUGGGUAUCAGCAAAAACUGUCAGUUCGGUGUGUUUCGAAGUGGAUCCACGGUCUGACAACCAGUGCACAUUCAACGAGACACUUGCAUUGAGCAGCGACGGGAUGAUUGCACCAGUGCGGAAGGAGAACUUACACUUUCUCAGCGUGGCUGGCAGCCACACGGUUGGAGGGUUGAAUGCGGUGGCUCAUUCGUGCGCAACUUUCUUGGACGAGAUCGCCACCGACGGCCGCUUGUCCAUCGACAAAGUGAGGGCCGUCAACGCGGACUACGCGGACGCAGUUGCGACUGGAUUCAAAUGGCGAGUGAUUCGUUGGCAGGUUGACGAAAGGUUCCCAGGAUUGGCCGCCUACAUCCAGGAGGCGAUGAAUUCGGGUCAUGACACGGAGCGUGUGGCUACUAAGAUCCAGGUGCUCCUCGAGCUUCACCGCAAGGGCAAGGCCAACGUUUCUCAGCACGGAGACUUUCGAUGGCAGAACAUCGCGACGAGCGUGGAGGCUUCGAAGCAGCACAUGAGGGGCCAGAUCAUGGACAUGACAGCUUUCGUCGAGCGCUGGAGCGGCGGAGCCUCGGGCGACUUCUUGGCAUCGCUGAACGAGUGGGCGAAGACCCUUCGCAGCCGUGCUGAAGUUCCUGGGAGCAUGUUCAAGAUGCUGAGCAGCCUGGAGCUCGACAGCAUGCCCGAGGUGGUGUACUCCUUACUCAAAGCGGCCAUGCGCUCACCGCCUAAGUACUGCCACGCGGGGACAACGACAAGCAAACUCCUGAACAGCACGGACGUCGGGACCUUGAUCAAGGACAAGCGCAGGGAGCUCAUCGACUUGGCCGCAAAGGCGCGGGCAUCGAACAUCUGGUACACCGAGGACCUCCUGAAGGCUGGCGUUCACGUGAGCAGGGCUACCUUCGUCAAGCUCCAGGGUGUCAUGGAGGUUGAUGCGAUUAUGUUCUUGAUGAAGAAGGCUGUCCCUAACAGGGCCGCGCACGCUAGCUUGGACCAGAUUGCAGGUGAGUUCAUGGACGCACUGUACUUGGCGCACCCAGCGCUGAAGGACGUCCAGCCCCCCUGGAACCCGCCCGAGAAGAAGUCGUCGCCCAACUCCAGCAAGAAGGGACAGAGCGGCUUCCGAGAGCUUUCGACGGGCGGUCUCAACAUGGGCGUCGUCACGUCGUUGGGCUACAAGCAAGGCCUGAUGGUUGAGCUCAAGAAGAAGCCAGAGGACGUGGGCGGGCCCCAGCAGUGGCAGAUCAGCAAGAUCGAUGCCGUCAACGACAUGGUGAUGCUCAAGACGGUCAGGGACGGGGAGGUCAGCAAGCUCAUGGAGGACGUCGUGGAGAUCGACUGCGGCAAGCUGGUCGAUUUGUACAAGGUGGUGGUCGAGCAGGAGGUCGAGCGGUUCGAGAGCAAGGGCGCCGCCCUCUCGGAGACGUUGGGCGCGUCCGUGCUGCGUGCGUCGCUGAUCGCGAAAGAGGCGAUGUUCUCGGCCUACGCGUCCAACUCGCAGGCCGUUGAUGUCGACAUAUUGUUUUCCCGCGGCGCGGGUGCUAAGGUCAAUGUGCAGAAAGUUGUUGUCAACAAAAAAUACGACAAGGGGUCUCUCGUUCUUGUUGCACUCUCCAAUACCUGUAGCGUUGCCCUCACUGCCAGAGUCCCCGCAGGUGCCGUGCAUUUUUUUAGGUUUGACGGCAUCCCAGUAGGCCAUUCUGCGUUCGUGGUUCCUACACAGGUGUGGCCCGCAAAGGCGGGCGCCAGUAAGAAACAAUCGUUCGUGGCUCCAUUUUGGGAGGUCCCUUCCACUGAUGCCAGAGGGGAUGCCAACAUGAUUGACGGCGUUGUCAAAGUAGAGGUCCAUAGGGAAUGCAAGCCUGGAUCUGGUAGUUCGAAGAUUGUCGUUGCGGUGCCGUGUUUGGUCAAUUCGAAAGCGGUUGCAAAAGACUCCGCGUUGCUUCGCUUAAAGGCAGACCACCAGGCUGUCAAUGCGAAGAGGGCCGCCGACGAGCCCCAGGAUAGCCCGAAGGUGCCAAAGGACACCAAGAAGGCUAAGAGGUGAUUCCAAGGGAUGGGCUGUGAAUCUCAAUCAGUU